Molecule: messenger RNA, 1749 nt
Organism: Bacillus rossius redtenbacheri
Lineage: Eukaryota; Metazoa; Arthropoda; Insecta; Phasmatodea; Bacillidae
Product: serine/arginine repetitive matrix protein 2-like
Exons: 15
Coding region: 170-1726 (518 amino acids)
Source: RefSeq, a predicted model, not a curated record
AGAGAGUAGGUACGUAGAUUCAUUACUUUAUUAUUCUAUAUUUGUGGCUUUUUUUGUAGCAUAGUACCAUGAAAAUAAUACAAAAUAUUAUAAAGCUGUGUAGUUAAAAGUAUUACCUCAUUGGAUCAGAAGUCGCAUUUUUCCAUGACUCAAAUAUUUCUAUGGCCAGAUGGCCUGUCCUGAGACGUGUACCGUUAGAACACAAUAUGUAGAAAUUUUACGUGAUUGGUUCAUCGAAAACGAAACCAUCGCAGACUGGACUAAAUUGGUGCUUGGCAUCUUAGUUCCCCUCAUUGUGGUAGCGGUUCUUUGGUGGUGGUUCAGAGAACAGCAUAAUGGACCGGUGACGGCUAGAACAGGGGGUACGCCCCUUCGUGGCCGGUCUGUUUCCAGACGACAAAGCUUUGGACACAAGACGUCUCCAGCGGAAUACACACGAUUUUCUGGCCAAUCUUCAGCUAAACAACAAAGCUAUCGAUCUGCGACCCCUUGCCCAUCGAGCGAAGACUUCUUUUCCCAGACUCCAGACAGACCACGCAUCUAUGGACCUGCAACACCUUAUCCAAAGGAUGAAGCCUCUAUUUACCAGACUCCAGCCAGAAGACAAGGCAUUAGUCCGGAGACAUCUCGUACAGAAGAUAUCCGUAUUCUUGAACGGUCUUCAACCAGAAGACAAGGUUUUAGUCCGGAGACAUCUCGGACAGAGGAUAUCCCUGUUCUUGAACGGUCUUCAACAAGAAGACAAGGUUUUAGUCCGGAGACAUCUCGAACAGAGGAUAUCCCUGUUCUUGAAUGGUCUUCAACAAGACCACGCAUAUAUGGACCUGCGACAUCUUAUCCAAAGGAUAGACCACCUAUUUAUCAGACUCCAAUCAGAAGACAAAAAUGUGACCCGGAAUCCUCUCAAACCAAAGAUGGUUCCUUUUAUAACCCGCCUACUCGCAGGCGUCUAAUCUUUAGUCCCGAGAUUUCUCAAACGGAAGAUAUUCCAGCUCUCGAACUGUCUUCCACAAGACGAAAAAGCUUUAGUCCAAAGACCUCUCAAACGGAAGAUAUUCCUGUUCUCGAACGAUCUUCAACCAGGAGACAAGGCUAUGGAUCCGGGACGCCUCGAACAGAAGACAUCGCAAUUUGUGACCAGAUGUCGGCCGACGCGCUGCAGAGUAUCGGCAGGAGCCUGUGGCGGGACCCGCGCCACAGCCUCACGCCCACGAGGGUCCUGGAGACACCCGAGCUCCUGGUGACGGUGUACCGGAUCCCCCGGGACGGGGACUCGCUCUUCGCCGCGCUGGCCCACCAGGUGUUCGGGGACGCGGUCGGCUCGGGCGAGCACGGGCGGAGCACGGCGAGUACGCGGGAGGCCGUCGCCUCGCUCCUGGCCGGGAACAUGGAGCGGUACGCCGACCUGGUGCUGCAGUCCGUGUGCCCCACGGAGGACGGCAGCGACCACUCCAUAGUGGAGGAGGAGAAGCUGUGGGAGCGCGUGGAGGAGCUGAGGACCCGAGGGUCCCCGGGUGGGCCCGAGGUCAUCCAGCUGGUGGCCGACGCCUGGACCGUCGACGUGGCCGUGUUCUCCGAGGGCGAGGGCGUCGCUGUGGUGCGGUCAGCGGAGACCGCCCGAGACACCAUCGGCAUCGCCGAGAGCCUCUUCCUAGACGCGGACGGCGUCUGGAGGUCGCACUUCGACAGCGUCAAGGAAGUUCAAAUAAAGGAUCCGUACCUUUAGCUCCACCCCUAAUCCUCCCUAUC